UCAACUGUCAGUCGAUUGAUAACUCCAGUGUAAACUCAGUUUGUGGCUUGUGUUGAUAAAGCAAUGAUUGUGGGGUUGUGACAAUGAUUAUCCCACAUGGAUAGCGAGGGUAGGCUAGUGUUUUGGAAGAGCGGUGUGUGGGAGGGUGGUGCACCAACCCUCGACUGCAACACCUGCAAGAAAAGGCGUUCUGACAGAAUGAGCGCUAAUGAGCUUCCUCAGGGUGAGCUGAAGAAGCUGUCAGAGGAGAGUCUGACCCGGCAGCCCGAGGAAGUGUUCGACAUCAUAUGUAAAUUAGGAGAGGGCUCAUAUGGAAGUGUGUACAAGGCUUUACACAAGGAGAGCGGGCAGGUGCUGGCCAUCAAGCAGGUGCCAGUGGACACGGACCUGCAGGAGAUCAUCAAGGAGAUCUCCAUCAUCGCAGUGCGACUCGAAUGUUCAGAUGGUACUUUAUUUGUUUUUUUUGUUGAUUUUGUUGAUUUGUUAUCUUGAAUUUUUUGGAUCGUGAUGGAAUACUGCGGAGCCGGUUCAGUGUCAGACAUAAUGAGGUUACGGAAGAAGACGCUCUCAGAAGACGAGAUCGCAACGAUCCUAUGUGACACCCUCAAGGGCUUGGAGUAUCUGCACCGGAGAAGAAAAAUCCACCGCGACAUCAAAGCCGGGAACAUCCUGCUCAACACUGAGGGGCAUGCGAAACUGGCUGACUUCGGCGUUGCCGGUCAACUAACAGACACAAUGGCGAAACGUAACACAGUGAUCGGCACGCCGUUCUGGAUGGCGCCGGAGGUGAUACAAGAGAUCGGCUACGACUGCGUGGCAGACAUCUGGUCGCUGGGGAUCACAGCCCUCGAGAUGGCGGAGGGGAAACCGCCCUAUGGAGAUAUACACCCCAUGCGAGCUAUAUUCAUGAUACCCACCAAACCACCACCCUCGUUUAGGGAACCGGACCAAUGGUCGAGUGAGUUCAUAGACUUUGUGAGCCAAUGCCUCAUCAAGAACCCCGAGGAGAGGGCCACUGCUGAGUUCCUCUUGGCGCACGAGUUCAUUGGCAACGCGAAGCACCCCAGCAUCCUGAGCACGAUGAUCGCGGAAGCGCGCGAGAUAAGAGAGAGCCAGGCGUUCCGGACUGCGCAGGCUACCGGGAAUGCGAAGGCGUUUGCAUCGGAGGCGGAGUACCCCGAGGCGACGAUGCGGCAGGCGCGCCAGGACGGCACCCUGGUGCCCGCCCGGGACGACCUCGCAGCCGACCUCGGCACCAUGGUCAUCAACCACCACCUCGACCGCGACCGGGACAGGGACCCCGACCCCGACAGGGACAGGGACAGGGACAGGGACCUCGACACCAUGAAGCGUCACGACACGGACCCCAUGGACACGAAUAGACCCAAAUACCGGCCGCUGUUCCUGGACCACUUCGAGAAGAAGGAGCUCAACCAUCUCGCAGCCUCCGCACCUAACGGCGGAGUCCCCGCCCGCAGGGUGCCUGAUGCAGAACUCGCGGAGAGCGCGGUGACUGGUGCGGAGGCUGCGGCGGCCAACGCGCUGGCGUUCCAGCGAGCCUUCGCCGACGACGGGAACCUCGAAUUCCUGGCGUUCCUGCCGGUGCCGGAGCUGGAGGCGCGGAUGGCGCGGCUGGACGCGGAGAUGGAGGCAGAGAUCGAGCAGCUCCACGCGCGGUACACCCGCAAGCGGCAGCCCAUCCUCGACGCCAUACAUCUCAAGCGGAAGCGGCAGCAGAACUUCUAGCCGCCACGCUCUGAUCUGAUUAUUUACUUGGAGAAGCGAGGGGGUGAUAACUCGAAGGUAUACUGACGAAACGCCUAUUACUGUAGUUACGGGAUCACGAUGACAAUCAGCGCUAUCGGCCUGAUUUACUGGACUCCUCUUGAGUCCACGCUCUGUCCUGGACCAACACCACACCUACACGGCUCCACCGUGGUUCUACGUUUAUACAUCCGGCAGGUCCACCCCUUCGAUCGAACCCCCAUUCGAUUCAAACGGGGAUUGAAAUUACGGCCUUAGUCGAGAUUCGAACCCCCUAGCGGUCCUCAAACUAAAGUCGU
Molecule: messenger RNA, 2063 nt
Organism: Achroia grisella
Lineage: Eukaryota; Metazoa; Arthropoda; Insecta; Lepidoptera; Pyralidae
Gene: hpo
Product: serine/threonine-protein kinase hippo
Exons: 11
Biological process (GO): protein phosphorylation; regulation of MAPK cascade; protein tetramerization
Cellular component (GO): cytoplasm
Molecular function (GO): protein serine/threonine kinase activity; ATP binding
Source: RefSeq, a predicted model, not a curated record